AUGGCUAGGAACAGUGGUUUUUGUCGGAUUAAAAAUGAACGAAAGAAGUUGAGCUUCUUCAAGAUUUUUCAGAGUGCAGAUUUAUCCUCUGAAUGCAUGAGAGCUAUACCUUACAACUUCAUGCAAAGAGUCUCUGAGAAAGACUUCUCCUACAAGAUGGUGAUAAGAGCGCAAUGGGGAAGCUCAUGGAAAGUAGAAAUCUCCAAGAACCCGAGAUUUUACUACAUGGAGAAGCACGGAUGGAACCAGUUUGUGAGCGACAAUGCCUUGGGAGACAAUGAAUUUGUUACCUUCACUCACAAAGGAAAAAUGUGGUUCGAUGUCAACAUAUACCAUCAGAAUGGCAAGGAGAUUCUCAUACCUCGAAACACCCCCACAAUGGCUCCUAGUGGGAUCAAGAAAGAACAAGGUGAGAGCAGCUACAAAGAUGUGAAGAAAGAAGAUGAAACAGGUGAUUCUACGGGAGGAGAAGACCUUGAAGUCCGAAAGAAGAAAGCUAAGGAAUCCAAAACAUCCAAGAAGAAGAAGCUCACGAGCAAGAAAGUGGUGAGUUCUGUAGAAAUAGGUGAAUCUUCAAGAGGAGUAGAGCUCAAAGUCAGAAAGACGAACGCUGAGAAACCCAAAUCAUCCAAGAAGAAUAAGAUCAGGAGUAAGAAAGACAAGAAUGGUGUUCCAAAAUUCAAAAUCACCAUAAGGAAAUCAUACCUCAAGUUCCUGGCUAUCCCAAAGCGCUUUGUGGAGGGUCAUAUCCCUAAUAAGUCUACGAUCUUCACGAUACAUCACUGGAAAGGGAAUUGUUCAUGGGAGGUGCUUUGCUUGGUGAGGGAGAAUCGGACUAUUUUCUCAAGUGGAUGGACGAAACUGGCACGAGAGUACCCUUUACUUAUCGGUGACAGGUGUAUCUUCAAGCUCAUUAAACCCACCGAGUUACUCCUAAUCUCCAAGAAGGCCAGAGAGAAGAUCAUUAAGAUUGAUGAAUGA
Molecule: messenger RNA, 981 nt
Organism: Eutrema salsugineum
Lineage: Eukaryota; Viridiplantae; Streptophyta; Magnoliopsida; Brassicales; Brassicaceae
Product: B3 domain-containing protein At3g17010
Exons: 4
Coding region: 1-981 (326 amino acids)
Molecular function (GO): DNA binding
Source: RefSeq, a predicted model, not a curated record